UAUUAAAUGAUCUGAAUUUUGUUAAAAAGGGGGAAAAAAAGAAAAAAGUAAUAAAACUGAAAGCGUGAACGUUGGGUCUGUGGUAGAGAUAACCUCAUUACUCUGCGUCUCACUGGCCAGGAUUAACUCAGGGGAUGAGGGAAACGAGGGAAGGCUGCAGCUCUGCGAGGAAGAAGCACAUUUGUUAAACAGGUUUUAGCCAAACCGACCUGUAUCAAUUCAGAUUAGUUUCAUUUUUGCCAAACUUUACAGCCAUGGAUGUGGCAGAUUCCUGAGCAUAGAAGAUGACAUCGGAGGCGGCUGUCUCCACAUCUCCCACCAUGACCAGCAGCACCCCAGCCAAAAGGGACUACUACUGGCUUCGCUCAUUUGUAGCUGGAGGUGUAGCAGGAUGCUGUGCCAAGACCACCAUCGCUCCUCUCGACAGAGUCAAGAUUCUUCUUCAAGGCCAGAGCCCCCAUUACAGACAUCUGGGAGUGUUUUCCACUCUCACCGCUGUCCCAAAGAAGGAAGGCAUUCUUGGCUUGUACAAGGGCAAUGGGGCAAUGAUGGUCCGGAUAUUUCCUUAUGGAGCCAUUCAGUUCAUGGCCUUUGACAAAUAUAAAAAGCUGCUGAAUACAAAGAUUGGAAUCUCUGGGCACAUCCAUCGCCUUAUGGCAGGUUCUAUGGCAGGCAUGACUGCAGUGAUAUGCACUUACCCUUUGGAUGUAGUCCGAGCCAGGCUGGCCUUCCAGGUGACAGGAGAUCAUCGCUACUCUGGAAUCGCCAAUGUUUUCCAAUCCAUCUACCGCACGGAGGGGAUAAUGGGCUUCUAUAGAGGACUUACUCCGACACUAAUUGGAAUGGCCCCUUAUGCAGGGCUCUCAUUCUUCACCUUUGGCACUCUGAAGAGCCUUGGCCUGAAACAUUUCCCAGAGCAGCUGGGAAGACCAUCAUCAGACAAUCCUGAUGUCCUCGUUCUGAAAACCCAUGUCAACCUGCUCUGUGGAGGGGUUGCUGGUGCCUUUGCUCAGACUGUCUCUUACCCUUUGGAUGUGGCGAGGAGAAGAAUGCAGUUAGGCACGGCUCUUCCAGACUCAGAUAAAUGUGUAUCGCCGAUCAAAACCCUGAAGUACGUGUAUAAGCAGUACGGGAUAAAGAGGGGAUUGUACAGAGGCCUUUCUCUCAACUACAUCCGCUGUGUCCCCUCCCAGGCCAUGGCCUUCACCACCUAUGAGUUCAUGAAGCAGGUCCUCCACCUGAACUAGUUGGCUGGGUCACACACUGAUCAUUGAGCCAUCAGCUCAAAUUCACGGUUUCCUCCGUAAAGUGACCUCAUGCUCAAUUUUUACGUCUUAAGCUACUUCUGCUGGAGGUAUCCGGGGAGUUAGUAAAGGGAAAUUAGAUAUCGGACAUAGAGUUACUCCAUGUCCAUCCUGUUGUUUCAUUUCCUUUUGCCACCGCUGAAGAAAUAGUUUGUUUUUGGUUUGUUUGUUUUUUUGUUUUUUGUUUUUUGCCUUCACUCAUGCAGCAAACACAUAAUCAUAGUAAGCACAAAAUAAUAUUUUUAUUUACUUUUUAUUUAUAAUUAUUUGUUUUUCAGUUUAAAUUAUGAAUUUUUUUUUAAUCAAGAAAGAAUUUUAGUAAUUUGCAUCUAUUUGUACUGAUACAUGGGGUGAUAAGUAUAUUUCUACAUAUAAACGAGUCUUUAUUGUUAAUUUUUAUCAUGUUUGUUUUAUAAAUUACAGAUUUGGUUCAGUGUGUAUCUCUUGUUGGAAGAGGGGUGUUGUAAAAAAAUUUUGAUUUUUAAAGUGGUUCUUUUUUUUUCGCAUUCAGGGUUUAGUGUGUCUUCAGUUUUCAAUGCUUCAGCUUUAGGAAGUUGCACCAGUAAUUUAAAAAUUUUCAUCUCUUUCUCUGCCUUCUUAUGGUGGGGUGACCUGUGCACCACUUUUUUUUUUUUUAUCAUUUUCCUUUUUGCUUUUUCAAACCUUUGCUUUUUAUGUUGCUUAAUGUGCACUUACUGUAGAUGUGGCUUUGAUGACACUGAAUAAUGAUCAUCCCUGGGAUCUUCACAUAUUUUUGAUGUUGGUCUGACACCUCUGAGGGGGGACAUGUUUUUCAGAGAGACCUCAGAUGUAACUUGCACUGUACCUUAUUUAUUGAUUUAACAAGAUAUUGCCACUGGGUGGCGGUAUUGAUUAAAAGAGGAUUAUUAAAUGUUUACCAUCAGAGAUGCACACAGCAUUCAUUAAAAUUUCAUUUAUUUCUUCAGCAUUAAAUGCUCUAAUAGGAUUUCUUUUUCUUGUUUUCUUAGUUUGCAUGUUUGAUUUUUUUAAGCAAAGUAAGUCACCGGGUUAUAGAUAGAUAGAUAGAUUGUCCCAGGAAAGCUGAAAAUUAACUAAUGAAUAAAAGUUUUAUUAAUAUCUCCCAUUACAGCUCUUUAAGUCUCAACAUAUUUCUGUAGGACGCUGUCAGAUCAUUUUAAAGUCUUACCUUCUCCUGUUAUGGACAUUUUACCUGACCUGAGUGACUCGUGUGAUAUAUUGAUGAUGAAUGGAGCAGAGCAGAUGUCUAAAAGCAGUGAUUUUUGACUACUCAUCAGUUUCCCAUGAAGUUCCAUCAAAGACGGAUUGCUUUCCCUCCCUGGACUUCUCAUUGGACUAAUCGCUGAAGGCAAAAAGAGGAUUUUACAUAGAAAAACAAUUCUCAUUUUAUUUUUAUUUUCUAUUCCAUAAAAUAUUUGUUUUAUACUAAAUAACGUAGGUUUCAUUGGAAUUUGUAAACAUCACUUUUUAAGACAAAAGCUGGAGGUUUUGUAUCCUGUUGGAAAUAACUCAUACUGAAAUACUCCAAUACAAGAAGUGAGGUGUUAAAACAGCUUGUCUUGUGUAAAAAAAUUGGUACUUGAACAAAUAUGUAAAAAAAAAGUCCAAACCCUGUAUAUCUGUUUCCUGGCCAGGAGCCUUUAAUCACACACGAUGGGUAACUAGUGGCAGCUGGUUUUACCAGCAUGUCGUGCUUUGCAUGCUGCCACUUAUUCAUCCAUGGGCCUGCUGUGCACUGAUACUUUACUGAUGUCUUUGUGAGGUACCUGAUCUUUCACUGUUAUCAAUUCCACCAAGUGUAUGUUUCUGUUUUUGCUGCUCACUGAAACAGAUAUAGAAUUAUACAGAUAUUUAUAUAUAAAUGUAAAUAACUGUGAUCAGGUUUUGUGACUUCAACAAAUAUAAUUGUCCUGAGGAAUGAACAAUGAAAUUGCCUUAAAAAAAAGUCAGUUUUGCUUGUUUUUACUUGCAAUGCUAAUAGCAGCAUCAUCUCAAUUAUGUUACCUUAACCAAGUUUGAGCCUUCAUUUUCUCUUUGGAUAUAAAACUUUGAAUGAAUUGGU
Messenger RNA from Melanotaenia boesemani (Boeseman's rainbowfish), 3366 nucleotides. RefSeq names its product solute carrier family 25 member 16 (gene slc25a16). Gene Ontology annotation, biological process: transmembrane transport. The record is from RefSeq and is a predicted model, not a curated record. The transcript has 10 exons. Gene Ontology annotation, cellular component: mitochondrial inner membrane. Lineage: Eukaryota; Metazoa; Chordata; Actinopteri; Atheriniformes; Melanotaeniidae. The coding region runs from base 285 to 1247 and encodes 320 amino acids.